AUGGUAAACAUACGUGGAAGAGAGCAAAAAAGCUCAGGAUCUCCAAAAGGAGAGGUGGGAGAGAUAGACACAAGAGCACCUUUCCAAUCUGUCAAAGCAGCUGUUUCUUUAUUUGGUGAAGUUGUAGUCUCCAAGGAUAAAGACAAACAACUCUCCAUUAAAAAGCUUUCUUCCGAGGAUGUGUUGGACACAGAGACCCAACUUAUAUUGGUUGAAAGGGAGUUUGACAUGUACAAGCAACGGCUCGAGGUUGCUGAGGAAACAAAGUCUAGAGCACAUUCUGAACUUGACAAGGCUAAGAUAACGCUUAAUGAAUUGGCUACCAAGCUGAAAACUACUAACCAGUCGAGAUUAUCAGCUAUGGAAGCUGCAGAAACCGUGAAAACACAAGCUAAGGAACUCGAAGUUGCAGAAUCUCAGCAACACUUGGGAAAUGCUGCUCGGAAACAGGAAUUGGAUCAGACAAGAGAACAGUACAAGGUCAUUGUGUGUGAACUUGAUAUUGUAAAACAAGAACUCAAUCAAAUCAGACAAGAUUUUGAUAGAGCUCUGGAGGCAAAAUCAACUUCAUUUCAACAAGCAGCGGAAGCUCAGCGUGUAGCCAAUAUGAACGCAGAAAAGAUUAAUGAGCUCUCAAACCAAAUUAAAAUCAUGCAAGAACAAGCUUUGCAAUUAAGGCUUGCCUCUAUAGAAGCUCAAGAACAACAAGAAAAUAUUAUAGCAGAGAAAGAGGCCUGCAUAAGAGCAGCUAUAGUGACCAAGGAAGAAGUUGACAAGAAAUUGAAGUCUUUAAUUCAAGAUUAUGACCCUAAGCUUCCUAGAAGACUUGAGCUGAAACUUGCAGAAACAAAUAUGGAGAUUGAAUAUGUACAAGAAGAAAUGAGAAGAACUCAUGCCUUAGACGUGGAAACCAUGAAAGUUAUAACCAUUGAGCUCGAUGAAUCAAAAAAGACAUUGCAGAAGAUCGCUGAGGAAGAGAAUUUGCUUCGAAGUAUAGUGACUCCGAUUAGAUUGGAAUUAGAUAAAGUUAAAAAGGAAAAAGCUGAAUUGGAAAAGAAAGAGAACGAAAUAUUAGAUCAGCAAAGAUUCCAACUUGAGCAGCUAACUUCAGAAGCUGAGAAAGCAAGAACAGAAGCAGAAGAGAUGAAGAAGAACAAAAAUCAACUGAAUCAAGAAACUAAAAAUGCCAAGGCAUCAGUUGAAAAAACAAAGGGCAAGCUUAACUUUGCUCUUAAAAAGGCUGAACUAGCUAAAGAAGAAGAGAAGAUAGCACAUGAUGAGAUGAAAAUAUUGUCCGAGAAACACAAGAAACAAAAUCCUGAAUCGACUGAUAACAUAAUAAAUAUUUCAUUGCAGGAGUUUGAGAGUUUAAAAAAGAAAGUGGAGGAAAGUGAAACCAUAGCUGAUGCAAAAGAGACAGAGGCUAUAAUUCAAGUGGAAGAUAUUAAUACAAGGAAGAAUGCAGCAGAGAAAAAGUUGCAGGAAAAUUUGAAAGCCAUUAAAGAAAUUAAAGAAGCCACUGAUAUCGCUUGGAAGUCAGUAGAGAUAUUGGUAGAGAAAGCACACAUGGAAGGUCAUGAACAUCGAAGGCGGCGUAAAAAAGAUGAUAAAUAA
Messenger RNA from Manihot esculenta (cassava), 1614 nucleotides. RefSeq names its product WEB family protein At1g12150. The coding region runs from base 1 to 1614 and encodes 537 amino acids. The record is from RefSeq and is a predicted model, not a curated record. The transcript is spliced from 2 exons. NCBI's taxonomy places the organism in Eukaryota, Viridiplantae, Streptophyta, Magnoliopsida, Malpighiales, Euphorbiaceae.